This is a messenger RNA of Pyrus x bretschneideri (Chinese white pear), 1241 nucleotides long. Its product is annotated as phosphoglycerate mutase-like protein AT74H. The record is from RefSeq and is a predicted model, not a curated record. Gene Ontology annotation, molecular function: phosphatase activity. The coding region runs from base 139 to 1059 and encodes 306 amino acids. Lineage: Eukaryota; Viridiplantae; Streptophyta; Magnoliopsida; Rosales; Rosaceae. The transcript is spliced from 2 exons.
AUUAUGGAAGUGAAAAACCAGAUGCCAACGUUGUCACACUUCAUCGUUUGAAUUUCUGAUUUUUCAAUUCCAUUUUCUACACUCAAAAUCUUAUAGAGAGAUUAAGAUUGAGAUAGUUAGAGAGAGAGAGAUCUUAAAAUGCAGGAACAAAAUUGCAAGAGCAGAUUACAGCCAGUUCUACCGAAGCGGAUAAUCCUAAUGCGGCACGGCGAGUCCCAAGGGAAUCUCGACACCGCCGCCUACACCACCACCCCCGACAACAAAAUCCCACUUACCCAAGAAGGGCUGGCCCAGGCCCAGCUCGCCGGCGCCGAGAUCCACCGCGUCGUCUCCGACGCCACCGGCGCUGCCAGCCCCAACUGGCGUGUCUGCUUCUACGUCUCCCCUUACGAGCGGACGCGCUCCACGCUCAGCCAGAUCGGACGGUCCUUCUCCAGGAAACGUGUGAUCGGGGUCCGCGAGGAGUGCCGGAUACGGGAGCAGGAUUUCGGGAACUUCCAAGUGCAGGAGCGGAUGAAGGCCAUUAAGGAGACCAGGGAGCGGUUCGGCCGGUUCUUCUACCGGUUUCCGGAGGGGGAGUCCGCCGCCGACGUCUACGAUCGCGUUUCGAGUUUUCUUGAAUCCUUAUGGAGGGACAUAGACAUGAACAGGCAUCGCCAUGACCCUUGCCAUGACCUCAAUCUCAUAAUCAUAUCACAUGGGCUAACAUCACGCGUCUUCCUCAUGAAGUGGUUCAAGUGGACGGUCGAGCAAUUUGAGCACCUAAACAACCUUGGGAAUUGUGAAUUUCGAGUGAUGCAAUUAGGAAAGGGUGGAGAGUACAGCUUAGCAAUUCAUCACACUGAGGAAGAACUGCAAGAAUGGGGUCUAUCACCCGAAAUGAUAGCCGACCAAAAGUGGCGAGCCCAUGCCAACAGGGGCGAUUGGAACGAACGUUGCCCCUGGUACCUCGAUGCUUUUUUCGACAAACUAGCUGAGUCGGAAGAAGACAACGGUGACGGUGACGAGAUCUGGCAUGAAACUGAUGAAAAAAUUCCGCAAACGAAUUGCAGUUCUUGAACCAAACUGAUUAUUUUAGCAUAUGGGUUGGGAAUUCUUUUGAUUUGACCUUGUACUUAACUGUUGUAUGUUCAUAGUUAUCUCUUGAAUGUUGGAAGUAGAAAUUAGCAACAUCAGUUUAUGCAUAGGAAAUUUUCUUUGUAAAACAGAUUUUAUUUGGUGUAUCUUUUAAUUGCAUUGAA